Aureobasidium vineae is the source of this 1176-nucleotide messenger RNA. The record is from the annotation of a GenBank genome assembly. NCBI's taxonomy places the organism in Eukaryota, Fungi, Ascomycota, Dothideomycetes, Dothideales, Saccotheciaceae.
AUGGCCUCAACAAGCGAAAGUGAGAAGUCGCUUCUAUUGCCAUCAGCGCCUGCCAUCAAUGUCUCGCCUUCGGUGACGAUUCAGCCACCAUUAUCGAGAGCAGGCAGGGGUCCAGCACUGAUCAUAUUGAUUGAUCAAGAGUGUGCAACAAAAGCCUCGAUAGAGGGUAUCGANCCCUCCCCGUUGCAAAAAUGGGCUGAGGAGAGUUUUUUNGUUGCCCAAGUGGAUCUGGGCAGGCUACANCAAAGCUUUGAGGAGACCCUAUCCGAUACACUCCAGUUUAUCAAGGGUCAUCCUACUUUUGAUGGAACCGAGAAAUUCGGAGUUAUUGCAUAUCUCUCUUCAUGGCCAGUUGGGGUUGCCAACGUACUUGAAGCAUCCCGAGACAUAGCUUCGAUAGUCGUCUAUGGGUCGUCAGAGAUUGAAUCUACCAAACCGACACUUUUUCACAGACCUGGCAACCCGCCCAUUCCGAUCAAGAAGGAUGCAUCCAAGCAGAACAAAACUUACUACUAUCCAAAGGUUGAGCCGUUCUUUGUGCUCCCAGCUCACAAGUCUUUCCACGCUUCUUCAGCAUCAGUGUCGCAUACCCGUACACUCAGCUUCCUGAAGCCACUGAUCGGAGGUCCGUGGUUUGAUCUUGAGGAGAUUUGGGAAGAGCAUUGCUUGUACGAGUUUGGCGAAAGAGCGGUCGAGAAGACCAUGUCUACUAUGGUUCAAGAACCGUAUGUCAACCAUAUUCCUACUCUGACCGGCGGUAUCGGAAGAGCAAGGUUGACAGAUUUCUACCGCGACCAUUUCGUCUUCAGCAAUCCAGAAGAUACUGCUCUGGAGUUGGUCAGUCGAACUGUAGGCAUUGAUCGAGUCAUUGACGAGUUCAUCUUCAGCUUCACUCAUGAUAGGGAGAUUGACUGGCUUAUUGUCAACAUCCGAGGCGAUAGACUGUACCAUGAGCAUAUCGCAUGGGAUCAAGCUACUGCUCUUGUUCAGCUUGGUCUGCUUCCAGAGUAUCUGCCCUUCUCGUAUUCGAUCGAGGGGAAGACUGCAGCAUCAGGCAAGCACUUCGAGUACAGAGUGCCAGCGGCUGGUGUGGAGACUGCCCGAAAGCUGGUAGACGAGUCUUCUGUAGAGUCGAACCAGAUGCUGAAGUUUGAUAUUCGAGAGACCGACGACUAG